CUACGCUGACUUGUUGCACGGGAAAGUUGUUUAUAAACCGAAAUGGGCUUGACGUGGCAGCGGUUGCAAUUGAAUCUAUUUUUGCCAAUUGCGCUGAUUUGUUGUGGUCUCCUUUUAAAGACAUGCAGCGCACAGGAGGCACAGAAGCCAUGGUACGAAAACUUACCAGCUGUAGCCAUGGACUAUAAGGUGCACAUAGACGCUGGCAAGGAGGACUGCUAUCAUCAAUAUGUUCAGGCAGGAGCUACCUUCUACGUGUCGUUCAGCGUUGUGCGCGGAGGCGACGGCAUGGCAGGGUUCGCAGUGCGCAAUCCAGCGGGUGAAAUAGUCAAGCCCUAUCAAUGGCAAGCAACAUCGGAUUAUACGGAUCAGGUGUCUCCAGGCGGUUACUAUUCUGUAUGCAUUGACAAUCAGUUCUCGCGCUUUGCGGGCAAGCUGGUCAAUAUAUACAUAACUGUAGUCAAAUACGACGCCUGGGAUAAAUACGCUAAAGAGAUUGAAGAGUUGCAGCUGAAUAUGCAAAACUUUACCACCGCCAUUGGCACAGUGGAGCGCAACAUAAACGACAUGUUGGGCUAUCAGGCGCACAGUAGACACCGCGAAUCGCGCGAUUAUGCGCUGCUGCUGGACAACAAUUCCUAUAUACAAACAUUCUCAAUUAGCCAAAUUGUGGUCAUUUUGAUCACGUGCUCAGUACAGGUAUUCUUCGUACGUAAGCUGUUUGAGGUGAAGUCCGGUUCGAAGAGUCGUAUUUAAAUUCAAAUGAGAGACUUUAUAGUAGACGGCCUUGCGGCAUUUCUGCACAACUUUUCUACGCAUUUUUUUCCAUUUUUUAUACGUACGUUCCCCCAGCACUAAAGCAUACCAAGACAUUCAUCCUUCCACUUUCUUAUUAAUUUGAUUUCAUUAUUGGCUACAGAACAAGUGCAAACUUAACUGACUUCUACUACUUAUAAUUGUCAAGCGAGUAUGUAAAUCUUAUGUGAUAAGUGCAAAUGUGUGAGUUUUUAUUAAAAAAAAGUAAUUCUAAAUGUAAAUAUGUUGCAUGCAUCUUUUGAAACAUUGACUUAUCUUAUAAAAGCUCUUGCUGGUUCUUGCGUCUGGGCUAAGUCAACAUAUCUUGUGAGCUUUUGCCUUACAAAAGAACUAAUUGGAUAAGCAGAAAAAAGAGUUAAUGUUGUUUGUCUAUUGUUUUUAAUAAAUAAUGCUUAAAUAUGUGUGAAUUUCGUCAAACAACAAACUAUUCCAGUUAUACUCGUUUAGGCCACGAAUUUGUCAAUUUGGCUUAAAGUAUGCGAAGAUUAUUCACAGCUUAUAUUAUACGAUAAUUAACUAA
This is a messenger RNA of Drosophila busckii, 1336 nucleotides long. It is a transcript of the gene loj, whose product is annotated as transmembrane emp24 domain-containing protein B. The record is from RefSeq and is a predicted model, not a curated record. The transcript is spliced from 4 exons. Gene Ontology annotation, cellular component: endoplasmic reticulum-Golgi intermediate compartment; endoplasmic reticulum; Golgi apparatus. The coding region runs from base 43 to 756 and encodes 237 amino acids. Gene Ontology annotation, biological process: Golgi organization; endoplasmic reticulum to Golgi vesicle-mediated transport; intracellular protein transport. Lineage: Eukaryota; Metazoa; Arthropoda; Insecta; Diptera; Drosophilidae.